Molecule: messenger RNA, 291 nt
Organism: Staurois parvus
Lineage: Eukaryota; Metazoa; Chordata; Amphibia; Anura; Ranidae
Source: the annotation of a GenBank genome assembly
AUUUCUAUACCACAAGCGGUAACCCCGAGCUUACCAUGCGGCGCUGCUCUGGGGGUCCCUGCAGCACUUACCUUGUCCUUCGUUCCCACGAUGUGUCCCCUGCAGCGUCCCCCCGGCCAUCUCCUCCGGCCGAUGCCGGCAUCCGGCUUCUGUGUUCCGGUCCCCGUGACGUCGGGACGUACGGGCGCCCACCGGCGGGAAAUUUAAAAAAUGUAAAAGUCAUUUAUUUUUUUUUUCAAUUUUAAAUAUGCUUUGCCCUGUGCCCUGCCUGCAUUUUGUCUGUUCUUUCUG